This is a messenger RNA of Pteronotus mesoamericanus, 985 nucleotides long. It is a transcript of the gene RNF182, whose product is annotated as ring finger protein 182. Gene Ontology annotation, biological process: protein ubiquitination. Gene Ontology annotation, molecular function: ubiquitin-protein transferase activity. NCBI's taxonomy places the organism in Eukaryota, Metazoa, Chordata, Mammalia, Chiroptera, Mormoopidae. The record is from RefSeq and is a predicted model, not a curated record. The transcript has a single exon. The coding region runs from base 1 to 741 and encodes 246 amino acids. Gene Ontology annotation, cellular component: cytoplasm.
AUGGCUAGUCAACCACCAGAAGAUGCCGCAGAGUCCCAGGUCCCGGAUGAGCUCGAGUGUAAGAUUUGCUAUAAUCGAUACAAUCUGAAACAGAGGAAACCCAAAGUGCUGGAGUGUUGUCACAGGGUUUGUGCCAAAUGCCUCUAUAAGAUUAUAGACUUUGGGGACUCCCCUCAAGGUGUCAUCGUCUGCCCUUUCUGCAGGUUUGAGACAUGCCUGCCAGACGAUGAAGUUAGUAGCCUGCCUGAUGACAACAACAUCCUUGUGAACUUGACUUGCGGAGGCAAAGGCAGGAAGUGCCUGCCAGACAACCCCACUGAGCUGCUGUUGACCCCCAAGAGGCUGGCCUCUCUCGUCAGUCCUUCUCAUACUUCCUCCAACUGUCUGGUUAUAACCAUCAUGGAGGUGCAGCGAGAGAGCUCCCCAUCUCUGAGCUCCACUCCUGUGGUAGAAUUUUAUAGGCCUACAAGUUUCGACUCUGUUACCACUGUGUCACACAACUGGACUGUGUGGAACUGUACCUCCCUGCUGUUUCAGACAUCCAUCCGGGUGUUGGUUUGGUUGCUAGGUUUGCUCUACUUCAGCUCCUUACCCUUAGGGAUCUACUUGCUGGUCUCUAAGAAGGUCACCCUCGGGGUUAUCUUUGUUAGCCUCGUCCCUUCGAGCCUUGUUAUCCUGAUGGUGUAUGGUUUUUGCCAGUGUGUGUGUCAUGAAUUUCUAGACUGUCUGGCACCAUCUUAAUCAAUAUGCAAACUAAGAAAUUUGACACACAUUGCCAUGUUUCAAGUUAGGUCAUUUCUCAUUUAUUUUCUUUUAUAUUCUCUAUGAGCAGCAUUCAUGACAUUAAGCCAUUGGCCACAUGUCUGUGAUCCAUUUUCCAUCAAAUGUUGGCAAGUUGGUUUUCCUGUAUGCUGGAAGUACAAAUGUUCACUUCUAUUUAGGUGUUAGCAAAGAAGCAAAGAUGUGUAAGCUAAGUGAGUCAUCU